Messenger RNA from Kluyveromyces marxianus DMKU3-1042, 1227 nucleotides. RefSeq names its product Aim6p (gene AIM6). Lineage: Eukaryota; Fungi; Ascomycota; Saccharomycetes; Saccharomycetales; Saccharomycetaceae. Bases 1 to 1227 code for a protein of 408 amino acids. Gene Ontology annotation, biological process: lipid metabolic process. The record is from RefSeq and is a predicted model, not a curated record. The transcript has a single exon. Gene Ontology annotation, molecular function: phosphoric diester hydrolase activity.
AUGAUUUCUCCUAUUAUUGCCACUGGUUUGCUUUCGGGUUAUAUCCUGAUAAUGGCAUUAAUGCUUUCCCAAAUUUCACACGUGUCUAACAUGAAGUCAAACGGCAAGUCUGAUAUUGCUCUAGAUUUUGUAAGGGUUAAGCGAGAUUUAAUUGGACUUUACGGUAAGGAUCUUUUUGAAUACUUUAAAACCACGCUUCCACGAUUACCUCCCACUUCUGAUUUCGGAAAUUCUAAUCAACCGCUAAGGAGGACUAAUAUAUCAAGAUUAUACGAUUCCUUUCAUAAUUAUCUUUUUUUUGAGAGUGGUACAUCAGUGGUACAAAAAUUGACUCAAGAUGUCACUAUAGUUCCAAAUGCUCAUUCCCAUAAUGAUUACUGGAGAUCCUUGCCAUUGUUUGAAGCCCUUGUAUAUGGCAUUACAAGCGUUGAAGCGGACGUUUGGUUAACUGAAAAUGACACUUCUUUAAGUGUCAGUCAUGACCGCAGGCAUAUUGAUCCAAAACAUAAGACCCUUGAUUUAUUGUACACUUCACCCAUACUUAAAAUGCUAGACGAAGUCAACGAUAAAAGUAAAGAUUUCUCUGGAGAUAACGAUAAGCAAUCUUUACAUGGGGUUUUUUACGGUGCUUCAUCACAGUCAUUACAACUAUUGAUAGAUUUUAAAUCAGAGGACAAUUCAAAGACAUAUUUCGUGUUAAUGAACAAAUAUCUCAGACCUUUUGUUGAGAAGAACUACUUGAGUUAUGUGGACUUAAUUACUAAUGAAGUUGUUAAAGGUCCUAUGACCAUAGUAUUGACAGGGAACUAUCCUAACGAAACAAAUAUUUUAGAUAAUAGUGAACAGGGAAUUUCUGAUGAAAAAGAGGGUCUAGGGUUUUUUGCAGACAAUAAACGCUAUGUCUUCUUAGAUUUACCAUUGCAUGACAAGGAAGCACAAGACAAGUUACCAACUUCUGUUUUGGCUUCGGCUUCUUUAUCUCAGUUAUUAACUUCAUGCCACUCUUCACCUUAUAUCGCUAAAUUUCAUGGUCAUUUGUCAGAUAACGAAGUGAAAUGCAUUAGAACAUUCAUAGAGCACGCGAAAGAAAAUAAUCUGACUACAAGGAUUUGGGGCGUCCCUGAAUGGCCAGUAUCCAGACGUAAUACAUUGUGGAAUCAACAAUAUUACGACAUACAAGUUGACUACAUUAAUACAGACGAUUUAAAGGCUAUAUCGGAAUUCUAG